Molecule: messenger RNA, 1668 nt
Organism: Lycium barbarum (goji berry)
Lineage: Eukaryota; Viridiplantae; Streptophyta; Magnoliopsida; Solanales; Solanaceae
Exons: 5
Coding region: 1-1668 (555 amino acids)
Source: RefSeq, a predicted model, not a curated record
AUGAAGGAGAGAAAGCAGAAGAAACAGAUUGUUGCCUUGACUGCCCUGACUGGUGAUGUGCUGGUGGAACCAAAAGCAAUAGAGACUGAGAUCAUAAAUUUCUAUAAAUCUCUAAUGGGAAGAUCAGCAACUCAUACCACAGCAGUAAAUAAACUCACCAUGAGGAAUGGACCAAUAUUAAGCCAUGAUCAACAGAUUGCCUUAUGUACUGCUGUGACAGACAAGGAGAUUUUUGAUGGUUUAUGUUCUAUUGGUAAUGAUAAAGCACCAGGUGUAGAUGGUUUUAAUGAUCUAUUUUUUAAGAAAGCUUGGCCUGCCAUCAACCAAGAUGUAUGUGUAGUAGUUAGAGAAUUCUUUGAUACUGGAAAGCUGUUAAAGCAAUUAACUGCACUGCAGAAGGUGUCUGACAAUAUUAUCCUUGCGCAUGAGUUAGUUAAAGCUUAUAGCAGGAAAAAUAUUUCACCUAGGUGCCUGAUCAAGGUAGAUAUUCAGAAAGCAUAUGAUACACUUGAUUGGAAAUACCUUGAACAAGUGAUGGAAGGUUUGGGGUUUCCUUACAAAUUUGUCAGAUGGGUUCUUGAAUGUGUGUCCACUGUUUCUUAUUCUUUACUGAUUAAUGGAGAACUUACUACACCCUUUAAUGCUGCUAGAGGAUUGAGACAAGGGGAUCCCAUGUCCCCCUUUCUCUUUGCUAUAGUAAUGGAGUACCUGAGUAGAAAUUUGAAGGAUCUGAGCAAAAAUAAACGCUUUAAAUUUCACCGUAAGUGUCAAAGGCUAGACAUUACACACCUCAGUUUUGCAGAUGACCUGCUUUUGUUUGCUAGAGGUAACCUUACAUCAGUGGCCUUGCUUCAUGAGAAAUUCACUGUAUUCACUGCUGCUGGCCUUCAGGCAAACCUCCCAAAAAGUGCAAUUUAUUAUGGUGGUGUCGACCAACAGGAAAAGAGCCUGAUACAAACUGCAUUGGGAUACAGUCAAGGUGCCAUUCCAUUCAAAUACCUUGGUAUUCCUCUAGAUACUAACAAGUUGAUUAUUUUACAAUGGCAGCACCUGAUUGAUACUAUAGUGGCCAAGAUAGCUUCAUGGACAGCAAAAAAAUUGUCAUAUGCAGGCCGAAUCCAACUGGUACAAACUGUUCUUUGGAGUACAAGCAUAUUGGGCUCAAAUGUUUGUCAUCCCAGCAAAGGAGGAUACAAUCUCAUCAAUCUUAAAAUUUGGAACAAGGCUGCAGUGUUCAAAAUGUGCUGGGAUUUAUCUAACAAGCAAGAUAAACUAUGGAUCAAGUGGAUCCAUAGUUACUACAUUAAAGAUCAGAGUAUGGAGGAGUUGAGGGUGCCCCAACAGGCAAGCAGGAUGGUAAGAAAGAUAUUUAGUGCUAAAGCUCUCUUACCUCUUAUUCAAUUGUCAACUGGUGGCAAGAGAAGUGUCAUCGGUUUGGAUGAGACUGAUGCAAUGGUUGAAAAUGUCGAAUGUGACAUCACAGUCAUGGGAUAUAAUGCACCAGUGGAUACUCCUGAAAACAAAGGGCAAGACUCAAAUGGCAAAAAUCCUCAAAAUGGUGCAGCUUUUAGGAUUGCUGUGUUGACAAUGUAUAGAGAUAGUAGUAUAUGGAGGAGAAAGCUGGCUGUGUUGGCUGGCUUCAGUUUUGUACUUAUUCCCUUCUGGUGA